Molecule: messenger RNA, 766 nt
Organism: Bactrocera tryoni
Lineage: Eukaryota; Metazoa; Arthropoda; Insecta; Diptera; Tephritidae
Product: GTP-binding protein Rit1
Exons: 3
Coding region: 79-534 (151 amino acids)
Molecular function (GO): GTP binding; GTPase activity
Source: RefSeq, a predicted model, not a curated record
UUAAUUGUGCGUUUCCUCACCAAACGUUAUAUUGGCGAAUAUGAUCAUCAAACAGAAAAUCGAUACAAGCAUGAAGCGAUGGUGGAGGGGGAGCCGGUGCUGUUCGAAUUACUAGACACAUGCCCCAAGGCUAAUGAUGAGUUUCCCAAUGCCGCUGAGUUGGUGCAAUGGGCCGACGGCCUUCUACUCGUCUACUCGAUCACCGACCGCAGCUCGUUUAAUUACAUACGACGCGCCAAGUCAGACCUACAAUCCGAUACACCAGUGCAAUUAGUGGCCAAUAAAGUAGAUAUGGUGCAUUUGCGUCAAGUUAGUCGGGAUGAGGGUGAAAUUCUCGCCAAAGACUUUGAAUGCAAAUUUAGCGAGGUCUCAGCGGCGGAUCAUGUCGAUCAGGUGGCCGAAGUGUUCCACGAACUGUGCAAGGAGGUGUUGGCGUCGAAGCGAAAGUCGAAACAGAGCCUUUUAGAGCGAAUGUUGGGCGGCGCACGACCCUACAGUCGAGGGAAGAGUGACAGUAAUCUGCCGAAGGACUGAUAACAACUGCAAACAGCUUAGCGGCGUCUUGAAAGUAGAGUGAGAGCAGCCAAACAUACUAAAUGUUGCUGUGAAACGCUGUUAUGAUGCAACUUCACAGCUUAAGCGUCUCGGCUAUUCAGUCGACGUUUGUAGGACUUUGCGAAAUUUUAAUAAUUAAAAAAAAAAUGUUUUAACCUAUUUUUUUAUGUAGCGUAUAACUUAAACGAACUUUAUUUAAUACAAUUUCCAA